Messenger RNA from Podarcis lilfordi (Lilford's wall lizard), 12099 nucleotides. Lineage: Eukaryota; Metazoa; Chordata; Lepidosauria; Squamata; Lacertidae. The record is from the annotation of a GenBank genome assembly.
AUGUCUAAUAAUGAAGGAAAUGGAAAAGCUGAGAGCCAUGAGGUCACCGAAAAGGGACAACAGGUAAGGUGGUCCUUGCUGCACCAUUUAAGCUUUAGACUCAAACAGCAAGUUAAUAGUAGUAGUAGUAAUAAUAAUAAUAAUAAUAAUAAUAAUAAUUUAUUUAUACCCUGCCUAUCUGGCUGGGCUUCCCCAGCCACUCUGGGCAGCUUCCAACAAAAUAUUAAAAUACAGUAAUGCAUCAAACAUUAAAAGUUAGUCUAACUACUUCCUCCCCAAAGAGUGACACCACACAAGGAAGGAUUUUCUGGUGUUUUGUAUUCUUACUUGACAGUAACUGCAGGCAGCUGUACUCCAAAUCUGACUAGAGCUACAAUGCCUUUUAAAAAACAAAAACAUGGAGGCUUCCAUGCCUCUGUUAUGAACUCUUAAAGGAGCCCAGCCCAGGUCAUUCUGCAGAGCAAAAUAUUCCACCUACAGUAGAAGCUGCCUAGUAUACCAUAUUUUUCGCUCUAUAGGACGCACCGGACCACAAGACGCACCUAGUUUUUAGAGGGGGAAAUCAAGAAAAAAAAUAUUCUCUCAGAGCUUCUCGGGGCUGCGGGGGAAGCCCGGGUUUCCCCCCCAGCCCCAAAGAGCAAAGAAGCCAAGACAGCCAGCAGGAUCCAUCCCGCUGGUUGUCUUGGCUUCUGCCAUAGCCGCGCAACCUCUCCAGCCGGGAGCUAAACCUCUCCAGCGUGGCUAAAGAAGCCAAGGCAGCGAGCGCAAUCCAACCCGCCCGCUGCCUUGGCUUCCUCUUUAGCCUUGCACAGCCUCUCCAUCCUUUAAGGAGUGCGCGGCUCCUGUGGGCUUUUCUAUGAGGAGGGAGAAGGAACUGUCUGGCCGCGUCAGUCCCUUCUCCCUCCUGGGAAAAAGCCCACAAGAGCCGCGUGAAGCUUGUGUGCAGCUCUUGGGGGCUUUUCCUGCCUGCCUCCCCCCUGCAUUCGCUCCAUAAGACGCACAGACUUUUCCCCUUAGUUUUUAAGAGGGGGAAAGUGUGUCCUAUGGAGCGAAAAAUACGGUAAUUACGCUGACAGUCAAAACACAGAACUGGUGAGAGGAAGAUAGAGUUCUAAGCUUUACGAUUCACUCACACUAAGCUAGACAUGCUCAAGGCACACUCGAGACUCGGACCUUCACCACCGCUGGCCUUUGUGAGGAUGCUUUUUGACAAUAACUCUUACAGUCCCAAGAAAGCAACAGUUUAGCAUCUUCUCUAGGGUCUAAGAAGGUGGUGACUCAAUGCAGUAUCUCUUCCCAGUGUGUCAUACAAAGGCUAACUGAUCUGCCCCUGGUCAGCAUUACCUGCGAGAUCCUUUCCACUACUUAUAACUCUGCGAAGGCGUCCCAUCCAGCCAUCCAUGCAGUCUGUGGUAUGGCAGAAGUUGGACUAAAGAAGAUUGCCUCCUCGGCAGUGAGCAGUGUACAGCCCGUCCUGAAUAAGCUUGAACCUCAGAGUAAGUAAAUCCUGGCUUGAUAGUUUUAGGAAUGUUUUGGCUCCCUCCUAGGUCUCUCAUUUAGGUGUGGGUGUCCCAAGGCUCCUCAGUACCAGCAAUGCAAGCCUAGAAAUCCAUUCUAAGCUCCCCACCCUUCGAUGUGUGAUAAAAGGGUGGGCUAUUAUGCAAUGUUUAUACAUACCACAAAUACAAAAUAUGAUUAUAUACAUUUUGAUUACGAUAUUGCAAUUCAAAUACAAUAUUGAAAACCAAAUACGUCCCAUUAAAAGGCUGAAGUAAAACUAACCUGUGCUUUGAUUGCACUCAGUCACCAUUUUGGUUUUGAGGUAAAAGGUAAAGGUAAAGUACCCCUGGAUGGUUAAGUCCAGUCAAAGGCAACGAUGGGGUUGUGGCACUCAUAUCGCUUUUCAGGCUGAGGGAGCCGGCAUUUGUCCACAGACAGCUUUCCGGGUCAUGUGGCCAGCAUGACUAAACCACUUCUGACACAACAGAACACCGUGACAGAAGCCACAGUGCACGGAAACGCCAUUUAUCUCUCCACUGCAGCGGUAUCUGUUUAUCUACUUGUGCCUGUAUGCUUUUGAACUGCUAGGUUGGCAGGAGCUGGGACAGAGCAACAGAAGCUCACCCCGACACGGGGAUUCGAACCGCCGACCUUCCGAUCGGCAAGCCCAAGAGGCUCAGUGGUUUAAACCACAGUGCCACCAGUGUCCCUUUUAGCUUUGAAAGCUGAGUUGAAAAUGCACCAAGUCAACUUCUAAGUUGUCACAUGGUUUUAAAGUAAGUUUUGAUUUUGAAGGAAGCGAUGAGGCCGCCAGCGAAAGGCUAAAUGGCUUCUUCUCUUUCGACAGUCAUUUCAGCAAAUACCUACGCCUGCCAGGGCCUUGACAAACUGCAAGAGACUCUGCCUGUUGUGCAGCAGACUAUUGAAAAGGUAAUGCCUCUACCUCUGCUUCUUCUGUGUAGACAGUCACCCCCCCCCAAUCAUAGCUGUCAACUUACAGAUUUGAAAAUAAGGGACCAGCAGCCUCGAAAAUAAGGGAUCAGCAGCCAAAAUAAGGGAUUUUCAGAGCAGAGCUAUGUUCAACUUCUGAGCCCCUCGCAGCCAAAGGCAGAAAGCCCAGCCAGCAGCCAAACGAAGCCUCAAGUGGUGGUUCCCACAGCGUAGCAACCCGGCGAAGGGGCUGCAGCAAGGAAAACCACCGUCACCUCUCCGCUGGGAAGCACUGAGCAAAGGCGAGUCCCCAGGCAAGGCGGCCAGGCACAAGGCAUGCAAGCUCCACUCCCCAGUUGUUCUUAGACUUCUUAUUGGGUGAGCAUUGCAGCCAAGCAACACAGUUGGAGCCUCCCUCCUCCCUGGCCGGCAGGGAGGGAGGGAGAGGAGCUGCUUCCUUUGAAACCCGGGAAAUUUAAGGGACAUCAUCAAUAAGGGACAGCAGUGGGACACGGCGCUGGGAUAAGGAACUUUCCCGCCAAAUAAGGGACGGUUGACAGCUAUGCCCCCAAUCCCCGGCAUCCUUUCUGUUACACAUUUAUGAUUAUUUGUGCCCUGAUGCUAUUGAGGUGAUCAUGCACAUUCCCACUUUUGUUACAGUUUGUUCCUGCCAAAAUUAUAGCGGUGGUCACACUGCUUCAUUUCCAAGCAGUGCAUAUCCUGUAACUUCCUGCUGAAAUCCCAGAACUUUUUGUUUUUUAACCACAAAUGUUCCGGUUUUUAUAUAUAUACAGUGGACGCUUGGGUUGCAAACGUGAUCCGUGCGGGAUGCACGAUCGCAACCCGCAGCUCUGCAUCUGCGCACGCACAGGUUGCAAUUUGGCGCUUCUGCACAUGCACAAAGUACGAUUUAGCGCUUCUGCGCAUGUGCGACCGCCGAAACCCGGAAGUAACCCGUUCUGGUACUUCCAGGUUUCGGCAGUCCGUAACCCGAAAAAACGCAACCUGAAGCGUCUGUAACCCGAGGUAUGACUGUACAGUGGUACCUCGGGUUACAUACGCUUCAGGUUACGUACGCUUCAGGUUACAGACUCCGCUAACCCAGAAAUAGUACCUCGGAUUAAGAACUUUGCUCCAGGAUGAGAACAGAAAUCAUGUGGCGGCAACAGGAGGGCCCCAUUAGCUAAAGUAGUGCUUCAGGUUAAGAACAGUUUCAGGUUAAGAACGGACCUCCAGAACAAAUUAAGUACUUAACCCGAGGUACCACUGUAUAUAUUUAUUGUCCUGCUUGCAGUGUGCUAUAACUCCUCCAGGCAGCAAUAACAUGGUAGCGUUGGGGACGCAUCGCAGAACAGCUAAUAAAGCAGAAUAAAUCCAUCAGUCGUGAACUGUUGUGGGUGUAUUCGACAACAUGGUCUUGACACAACAAAACUCCGGUCUGAAGGAGCCCAACAGGCCAAUGGUCUGACUCUGCAUGAGACAGCUUUCAACUUGGGUCACAUUUCAAUGUACCAUCUAUCACAAUUAAACUGCCAAGAUAAUAUCAGGAGUUUUACAUGUAGAAACUUGACAGGAUUCACUUGUUGAGCCCUGUGGCACGAUUUCUCAUAUUUCUUUUGUUUGUUCCUAACAAUCGCCUAUCUAUCAGUGCUGAAAGGGAGGCGGAAUAAACAUCUCCCCCUCAGGGUUGCGUGUGUGUAGAAUUACUGCCAUCCAUUGAUGGGGUGAAUCAAAUUGGAGUCGAUGACUAGGAAACUGGAGAUCCUUCCAGAUCUACUUGGGAGGGGCUCUACUCUGGUUCUUGGCUUGGAGUUUCACUUCUCUUCUUUCUUGAUGUGAGAAUAUCAUUUAAAAAUUCCUUCUGCAGGUAGUACUGAAUGCCAGAGGCCUUGUCCUAGGUGCCAAGGAUACAGUGUCAGGUCUAGCAGGUGGGGUCAAAGAGGCUGCCCAGGAGAGGAUGAAGAUGGCCGUGUCUGCAGUGGUGGUUGGCAUGAACACCAUGAUGGAGGGCAAUAUGAAGCAGAUGGUGACGAGUGGUAUUGACCACAUGAUAGAGGCAUCUGUGGAGAUGAUAGAAUACUACCUGCCAGUAACAGAUGAAGAACUAGGUGAGACUAUUGCAGCUGCUUUUGUGAGGGAGAAUGUAUUUGGAACCAGGCAGAGGGCCUUCUCGGCUGUGGCACCCGCCCUGUGGAACGCCCUCCCACCAGAUGUCAAGGAAAUAAACAACUCUCUGAGUUUUAGAAGACAUCUGAAGGCAGCCCUGUUAAUGUUUGAUGUUUUAUUGUGUUUUUAAUAUCCUGUUGGAAGCCACCCAGAGUGGCUGGGGAGGCCCAGCCAGAUGGGCAGGGUAUAAGUAAUAAAUUAUUAUUAAUUAAUUAUUUUUAUUUAAUAAGGUAUGGACCAUACUUAUUAUCCAUCUCACUGUCUGAAAUCUGGUCUACUGAUGUUAUUAAAAAAAUGCCAUAAUAUUGUAGAUUAUAGCUGCCCAGAGUGGCUGAAGCAACCCAGUCAGAUGGGCGAGGUAUAAAUAAUGAAUUUAUUAUUAUUAUUAUAGAUAAUAAUUGUAAACCACUUUGAUUUAGUGUGUGAUUUAGUGGUAUAUUAACAUUUUUAUUUUAAAAAAAUACUAUUUAUUAAAUUUUCCGCUUUAAUAAUCCAAUCAAACCAUAUUAAAUAUUCCAAAUUAUACAUAUUAUUCGAUAAUCAAACCGUCCAAAUAUUAUGCCAAAGUAUUAAAAAAUUUGGAGGUAUCUUUCCAUGUUCUGAGGUCAGGGGGGGUCUGAUUAUCUUCUACUGCUUUCAUAAUUUUUGCAAUAGUUCCCAUAAAUCAUUCCAAUGUUAAUCCUCAUUAUUUUUCACAGCCUCUGAGUUUAUCAAACAAGCGAGAUAAAACAAAACAGUAUAUUCUGGGUGGAAUUUAUGUCCAGAGUUCCCUCUGCAUGUUCACGAUAUCUCUUCACAAAAUGAUGUUUUCGCCAAGCCAGUCCAAAAAUCUUCUCACCUCGGGCAGCAGAUAAAAUCAAAUCAAGGCAUCUGCCCAAUGCUUUUAAGACCAGCUGUCCUUCAAACGGUUAACCUGUCCAGGGAAGGUUUGCCAUAUAAAACUGGGAAUGCAAAUAUUAAGUAAGAUAUUAAAAGGCACCUAUCCCCCUCAGGCUCUGCAUUUAAUUCAACAAGCUGAUCUACUUCCAGUCAUGGCCACUUGGUUAAUUGGAGUUGCGUCAUCCGAUUCUAAUUCCAGGCAAACUUCCAAAGUUUUUUUGGCGUCUCUCCAGUCAUUCUCCAAAUCAAAGUUGGGAAACUCUUUAUCCUCUUCCAAAUAUAUCUGCAGACAAAUACUUUGAACUUGGUUUUCCACUUUUGAAUAAUUGUUAUUUCCACACAGUUAAUGAUUACAGUGGUACCUCAGGUUAAGUACUUAAUUCGUUCCGGAGGUCCGUACUUAACCUGAAACUGUUCUUAACUGAAGCACCACUUUAGCUAAUGGGGCCUCCUGCUGCUACCGUGCCGCCGGAGCACGAUUUCUGUUCUCAUCCUGAAGCAAAGUUCUUAACCUGAAGCACUAUUUCUGGGUUAGCGGAGUCUGUAACCUGAAGCGUAUGUAACCUGAAGCGUAUGUAACCUGAGGUACCACUGUAUUAGUCAUAUUAUAUCACCAAAUACACCACCUCUCCAGUCUCGCUUGCUAUAAAUAAUCAGACAGUUGUUUUUUCAGAGCAGGAUUUUGCCAUAUAACAUAGCAAAACAAAAUAUAAUAACAAAGGAGGCUCACACCCCCCCUUUCAGUUCCAACAUACCAAGUCUACGUAGGUGUUCUUCCGUUCAAAUCCUUUUUAGCACCUCAGUGGCUGAAUUAAUUAGCAGAGUAGUUUCUCCCCCUUCGCUCAGAUCACGUCCAAAAUUUAAAUCCAAUUUUUCAUCUUAAGAAUUGGAAGCUUACUGUUAACUGGAAGCGACUUUGGAGAGUUGCCAAGUAACGUUCCGGGCUUUCCAUCCAGCCUCCCCAGCCCCUCCUUUCUUCUGAAUUUGGGGCCAGGGAGUGUAGGGAGACUGAUUACUCCCAUCUCAGCCUCUGAUUCUGGAACGUACAGCAGUGAUGAAAUUCAGCCAUCCUCCAUCGCAGCUUGCCAGAAGCUCCUUAGUAUAUUAAAAUUUUUAGAAGUGAAAUAAAAAUUGUACCAGUUCAAGAACAUUGUGGAGGGGCAGAAAGUUGGCCAGAACACAUCUCAGGACUUUAGAAAAAAGAUGGUCUCAAGCAUCACAGGGAGGACUCUGCAUCCUGAACAGAUUUCCAGAAUGCUGUUGAAAUAUACUCGGAGUCGAGUAUGGAUUUCAUGCUCUUUAUUCAGCUCAUGGUAGUGAGGAAUGAAAGUUCCCCCAAAAUAUCUGCUUUAUAUACAUUAUUUACACAAUGGGCAGCACGUGAUUGGCUAAUUCUGGGAUUCUCCCGUGAGCCAAUCAGGUUCCAGGUUCACUUCCACCUGGAGCUGGAUUGGGUGGCUCCUGCGGACCAAUCAUACUGUUGCAUUGUUCUAGGACCAAUCAGACUGCUGCAUUUUGGAUCCUAUUGGUCUAGGACCAAUCAGACUGCUGCAUUUUGGAUCCUAUUCAACUCAGUACAUAACAGCCAUCUUGGUGUUUUAUGUUUUAAAAAAGUUCCCAGGUUCAGCUUUCAACUAGGACUGGGAAAGUCUCCUGUCUGAAACGUUUGUGUGUUGUUGCUAGACCGUAAUGAGUCAGAUGGGACCAAUGGUGUGAUUUGACCAUUGCUUGUCAGUUGCUUGUCUUAGACAGUUUAAAAAAAAAAAAAUCUUAAAACAUUUUCCAUUCAUGCACCUGGCACAUUACAACCAAAUACAAGUCCCUGCCCCAAGGAGAAUACAGUAUUUUCUAUGACCGGUAGACUGUGAUAUAUGUUCACCUUCUGACUUGCUAAGGUAUAUAACUGGUUAAACAGUCUUAAGAAGGAUGUUGCAGCCUGCCAUGGAACCUUUUUUUGGAUUUUAGUUUUGUUAACUUGUAUAUUAAUGGUUGGAGUGUGGUUUUGGGGAGUUGUUCUGAGUGGAUUAUUUGUGGAGACAAAAUUGGACUAUAAUAAAAUUGGGUUAUAAAUCUUUCUUUAAAAAAAUCAAUAUGGAGCUGUAUGAUCAGACAGCAGCACGCGAAACCAUAAAGCUAGAUGGGUAAAAGAUGCUCUGAGCUUGUUUACAUUGGUUCUGCUAUAGCCAGGUAAUUGGUAAAAAGGUACCAUAUUUUUCGCUCUAUAGGACACACUUUUUCCCCUCUAAAAAUUAAGGGGAAAUGUGUGUGCGUCCUAUGGAGCGAAUGCAGUCUUGCUCUCCUGGCUUCAGCAAAAGGAACCCGAAGCCUGCGGAGCGCAACGGGAACUCGCGCUGCACUCCGAAGGCUUCAGGGAUCUUUGAGGCUGGCGGUGGGGGAAAGCAGCGCUUCCCCCCGCUAGGCCCAAAGAGCAGGUCGAAAGGAACCCAAAGCCUCUGGAGGCUUCAGGUUGCCUUCACUGAAGCCUGGAGAGCGAGAGGGGUCAGUGCGCACCGACCCCUCUGACUCCCCAGGCUUCUAAGGUAGCCACCUGAAGCCUCCAGAGCGCAGCGGGAACUCCCACUGCGCUCCGGAGGCUUCGGGUUGCCUUCACUGAAGGCGACUGAACACACCUUGAACGCACCUUGUUUUAGAGGGGGAGAACAAGAAAAAAAUUCUCCCCCUCUCUGCGCAGUGCCCCUUCAGCGAAGCGGCAGGAGAAAUGGAAGGGGCUCCGUUUCUCCUGAAGGGGUGCUGAGCAGAGAGGGGGAGAAUUUUUUUUCUUGCUCUCCCCCUCUAAAACAAGGUGCGUCCUAUGGUCGGGUGCGUCCUAUAGAGCGAAAGAUACGGUAGAUUUGUGGUGGUAGCAGAACUAAAUAGCCACUUAACAUGCAAAGGGGUUUUUUUUGUCAAGACCGUGUAUGUUCUUUUCUAGCUGCCCUCGCAGCCUCUAUGGUGAUAAACAACCCUGAAGAAGCUGCUGAAACAGCUCCUGUCAAAAAGGAGAAAGAAGAGGAGAGUUACUAUCGGCGCUUGGGCGCGCUCUCAGCCUUUUUCCGACACAGAGUCUACCAGAGUUCUCUGGCAAAGAUGCAAAGGAUCAAGCGAAGCACACAGGAUAUACUCUUCCAGCUUCAAGAAGCUGUUUUGUUGGUAAGAACUGAACUACUCCUCUGGUUCCAAGAUCUGGCUAGAGGACAGAGGUAGCCCCACCAUGGUGCCCUCCGGAAGUUGUGGGACUACAACUCCCAUCAGCCCCAGCCUGCAUGACCAAUGGCUGGAGAUGAUGGAACUUGUAGUCCAACGCCAUGAGAACGUCAUGUUGGAUAUGCAGAAGGGUUAAUGGGGUCUGGGCAAGUGGUGUUUGGAAUAACCACUGAGACAGAAAUGCUUGGCACUUAAAGAAAGAUAUUAAUGGUGGCGCCAGGCAUGCCUCCCUUAGGAGUGGAUUCCACCAAAGAGAAGCCACCACUGAAAAGGCUCAUUUUGUGCCACUGCUCUCCAGACUUCCCUUGGAGCAGAGAUGAGUAUAGUGAGUACUCAGCUGAACACUCUUGAAAGUCUAAUCCAAUACAGUGGUACCUCAGGUUAAAUACUUAAUUUGUUCCGGAGGUCCGUUCUUAACCUGAAACUGUUCUUAACCCGAAGCACCACUUUAGCUAAUGGGGCCUCCUGCUGCUACCGUGCCGCCAGAGCACGAUUUCUGUUCUCAUCCUGAAGCAAAGUUCUUAACCUGAAGCACUAUUUCUGGGUUAGCGGAGUCUGUAACCUGAGGUACCACUGUACUGUAACUCCUGCCCACCUCUUUACUAACUUCUGUGGCAGAACAUUGAAGUGGCUUUUAAGAUAAUGCUUGAAAAAGUCUCUAAUGAAAGAUGGAAGGGGAGUGGCUGAAUGGAGUUCAAGCUAUUGGUCAACAAUAGCUGCAAGAUAUUUCUUUAUAUUGAAUGUUAAUAUUUUGAAAAUGCCUUUCCAGAUAAAGUACACCUUGCAGUCUCUGGAUAGGCAACUGAAUCCUAAAGUUGCUAAUCACCAGAAGGAAAUGGAACCAAUCUUGGUGGAGUGGAAUGGGAGUCUUCCAAUGCCGGGCCAGAGCUAUGAAGAGAGUCUUUCAGAGGUAUGCUUUAGAGGUAGCAACAGUGUUUCCCAAACUUGGGUCUCCAGCUGUUUUUAGACUGCAGCACCCAUCAUCCCUAGCUAGCAGGACCAGGGGUCAGGGAUGAUGGGAAAUGUAGUCCAAAAAUAGCUGGAGAUCCCAGUUUGGCAAACACUGCUGUAGACCAAGUAUGUAGAACCUGUGUCCCACCAGAUGUUUUUGUUGUUGUUUAGUUGUUUAGUCGUUUAGUCGUGUCCGACUCUUCGUGACCCCAUGGAUCAGAGCACGCCAGGCCCUCCUGUCUUCCACUGUCUCCCGCAGUUUGGUCAAACUCAUGCUGGUAGCUUCGAGAACACUAUCCAACCAUCUUGUCCUCUGUCGUCCCCUUCUCCUUGUGCCCUCCAUCUUUCCCAACAUCAGGGUCUUUUCCAGGGAGUCUUCUCUUCUCAUGAGGUGGCCAAAGUAUUGGAGUCUCAGCUUCACGAUCUGUCCUUCCAGUGAGCACUCAGAGUUGAUUUCCUUACUUGCAGUCCAUGGGACUCUCAAGAGUCUCCUCUAGCACCAUAAUUCAAAAGCAUCAAUUCUUUGGCGAUCAGCCUUCUUUAUGGUCCAGCUCUCAUUUCCAUACAUCACUACUGGGAAAACCAUAGCUUUAACUAUACGGACCUUUGUUGGCAAGGUGAUGGGACCAGGGGCCAUGAUCUUAGUUUUUUUUAUGUUGAGCUUCAGGCCAUAUUUUGCACUCCCCUCUUUCACCCUCAUUAAAAGGUUCUUUAAUUCCUCCUCACUUUCUGCCAUCAAUAUAGUGUCAUCUGCAUAUCUGAGGUUGUUGAUAUUUCUUUUGGCAAUCUUAAUUCCAGCUAGGGAUUCAUCCAGCCCAGCCUUUCGCAUGAUGAAUUCUGUACAUAAGUUAAACAAGCAGGGAGUCAAUAUACAGCCUUGCCGUACUCCUUUCCCAAUUUUGAACCAAUCAGUUGUUCCAUAUCCAGUUCUAACUGUAGCUUCUUGUCCCACAUAGAGAUUUCUCAGGAGACAGAUGAGGUGAUCAGGCACUCCCAUUUCUUUAAGAACUUGCCAUAGUUUGCUGUGGUCGACACAGUCAAAGGCUUUUGCAUAGUCAAUGAAGCAGAAGUAGAUGUCUUUCUGGAACUCGCUAGCUUUCUCCAUAAUCCAGCGCAUGUUUGCAAUUUGGUCUCUGGUUCCUCUACCUCUUCUAAAUUCAGCUUGCUCUCCUCACCCCCAACCAUGGGCUGGUCUGAUGGGAGUUGGGAUCAAACAACACCUGAAGGUUACAAGUUUCCCACCCUCCCCUAGUGUAAACAACACUUGGCUAUAUGGACCAAUGUUCUGACUUGGUACAGGGCAGUUUCCUUUGCUGCAUUUCUGAUGCUAAGCAACUUUUGUCCCGGGCAAAGUUGCUGGAUUUGGGGUGGGUGGAAUCUAGCCUUCCUGAAGAGUGAGAUGUUUGUGCAAAUAUUUGCCGCAGUUCUCUGUAAACAUGAAUGAAGACAAUGCCAAGGGUUGGUUCAAAGUUCCUUCGCUUGCGCAAAAAGCAUCUCUCUGGCCUCUCACAUGGGCAGAAGGGGAAGUAGUGCUUGACUUCCCCCAGCCUGCAGCCUCCCAAAAUGGCUCCAGAGCACUGGAGUGGUGUGCGCCAAGUAACAUGGACGGUUGCAGCCUUGUAGAGAAAUCAGUACUGCCGUUCAGUGCAUAAGUAAGUAGACGUGCCUUCUUUCGUAAAGGUAAAGGGACCCCUGACCAUUAGGUCCAGUCGUGGCCGACUCUGGGGUUGCGGUGCUCAUCUCGCUUUAUUGGCCGAGGGAGCCGGCGUACAGCUUCCGGGUCAUGUGGCCAGCAUGACUAAGCCGCUUCUGGUGAACCAGAGCAGCGCACGGAGACGCCGUUUACCUUCCCGCCGGAGCGGUACCUAUUUAUCUACUUGCACUUUGACGUGCUUUCGAACUGCUAGGUUGGCAGGAGCAGAGGCCGAGCAACGGGAGCUCACCCCGUCGCGGGGAUUCGAACCACCGACCUUCUGAUUGGCAAGUGGUUUAACCCACAGCGCCACCCGUGUCCCUGCUUUCUUUCUUAGCCUCUCUCAAAUACUUGUACUGAAAGCUUAGGGUGGUGUAGGAUAAACAUGUCAUCUAACAAGUUCUCUCUUCCCUUCCACUCCAUGGCAGGCAGAAUCGCAGGUUCUAAGCUUGACCUACGGCAUCAGCCAGCAGAUGCGGAAUAUCUGCCAGACAUUCUUGGCUAACGCGCAGGGCCUCCCUGUUGAUCUCCUAGAAAAGGUGCAGCAAACAUAUAGCAGCAUGGAAGAGCUACAGGCGACCCUCUCCGGUGCCCAGUCCUUGAAGGACCUUCCCAGUGGUAGCCUGAAGGAGAGCCAGGAGAAGAUUGAGAAGGCCCAGGAGACCAUAUUUGAGACCAUGGAAUACGUGGUUUUGACAACAUUGGUGGCUAGGUCUUUUUUUCCUGCUCAAACCUCUAUGGAAGAACCUGAAAAGGAGGCAAAGGCAGAGGCCUAA